Molecule: messenger RNA, 1305 nt
Organism: Parascedosporium putredinis
Lineage: Eukaryota; Fungi; Ascomycota; Sordariomycetes; Microascales; Microascaceae
Source: the annotation of a GenBank genome assembly
AUGUGGCUGAAUCACGAUACUGGCAAAACUAUCUUAGCUAGUAUUCAUCUCAACUUCGAUGAGCUCCAGGAUCCGGGCUCGAAAUGCGCGGCGCCUGGCCGGCCUUAUAUGAUGGAAGACGGGCAGGACGUUGGAACGGCGAGGACCAGUAGUUUCGAAAAUGCGGGGAGUCGGGAUAGGCUUAAGAUUUUGAGAUGCCAAGGCCGUGGCCCAGAACGGAAUAUUCACCGCGGGGUCGUUGUGGAGGCCGGAUUCCGCGUCAGAGUCUACGAGCGGUACCCCUACGCCCGCCCCGCCGGCAACAUCCUCAACCUCUGGCCGCCGCCCAUCCACGCCCUGCAGAGCAUGGGCGUCGACAUCAAGGAUAUCGGCGCCCCGUGCACCACCACCUUUCGCAACGCCAAGGGCCACAUCCGCGCCGACGUCCAGCUCCCGGACAGUUUCCCCAAUUUCGACGGCGGCGGCUUCGUCGGCCUCCUCCGGCCCGACCUGUACUCGCGCAUGCUGGAGGCGAUUCCCGCCGACGUCAUCGAGUUUGACAGGCAGGUUGUCGGCAUCGAGGACCGCGGCGACCAUGUUCGCCUCACGUUUGCCGACGGCAAGACCGUCACCGCCGGCGUCUUGCGGAGCCACCACCUGCAAAUUAUCGGAGGCUUCACGUUUGCCGACGUGCCCGAGGCCGCGGUCAACGAGUGCGUGCUCAUGCACAACGACAAGGUGCAGGGUACCUACUCGAGCAUCCUGAGUAAAGGGAGGAAAGGUCACCAGUGGUGGAUCCUGCAGGCCUGGACCGACGGCAAGGAGGCGCCCAAGGACCUGCGCGCGCACGCUCUCGACAUGGCGAAGGAUUUCACCGGGCCCCUCAAGGAUCUCGUGGCCGCGACGUCCGUAGACAACUACCAGACCUGGCCCAUCAGGGACAGGGUGCCCCUGAAGAAGUGGUCCAAGGGCAGGAUCACCCUCGCCGGCGACGCCGCGCACGCCACGUCCCCGUACGCCGCCUACGGUGCCGGCAUGUCCAUCUGCGACGGCUACUUUAUCGGUCAGAGUCUGCAUCGCGUCAACCUCGCCGACACCGCGGCCGUGGCCAAGGCGCUAGAAAAGUACGAGGGCUUUCAGAUAGAGCAUACCACGGAGCAGGUUAACGGUGCCUAUUUCCUGGGCCGGCUAUUCCACCACAUUCCUUUCCCUCUCACAUUCCUCCGGGACCUGUUCCUCGACAAUACAAGUUUCUUGCAGAAGCAGGUUGGGGAGAAGAACCCCGGGAUAUCGUUAAGCAGAUGGAGGUCAUGGGGCCUGGGAUAA